This is a messenger RNA of Tetranychus urticae (two-spotted spider mite), 2428 nucleotides long. Its product is annotated as tetratricopeptide repeat protein 39A. Gene Ontology annotation, molecular function: protein binding. The record is from RefSeq and is a predicted model, not a curated record. NCBI's taxonomy places the organism in Eukaryota, Metazoa, Arthropoda, Arachnida, Trombidiformes, Tetranychidae.
GCAAACAUGUUAACUGGGCUCUUAACGUUCAAUUUUGUCAAUAUUUUCAACAGUUGAGAUCAUUCCUUUGCUAGCGUUUCUCUCCUUUUCUCCUUCUCUUUUCACCUCUCAGUCAUCACCAUAUCAUCAUCCUUAUCGCCAUUUGCAACAAUUUUUUCCAACUCUCCUUUCAUUUAGCCUUUACUGCUGAACAUUAACACAGCAACAGUUUAGUCAACAGUUGAAAAACUCUUUGUUUCAAUUUGGUUGCAUUUUUAAUGUGUUCAAAUCAAAUCAAUUUCAACGGUUUUACUCAAAGUUGAAUUGCCAAAAAUUGUUCUUUUUUCUACGCCAUCUUUAUCUCAGUUGUUCAGCGAUAUUUUGCUAUUGCCGUUUUUUUUGGUUUCCAGAAUUAAAUUGCCCUCAUCGACAAUACUUUCCAUCAUUAUUACCGUCAUCAUAACAUUUACCAACAACGAUAAAACCUCAACAAAUUCACAGAAAUCAUGACAGUCGAAGUAGAGCAGGUAUAUGAUGAACCAAUGGAGUCUGCAAGUAGUGGAUCUCAACAGAGCUUGUCAAGUUCAACCAAAUCAGAUGUUAGCUUUUGCACCACCAAUUCUGGUGACCAGAGUUUGGACGAUGCUUUGGAGGAAGGACGUGAGCUUAUGAAGAUGUUCAUUAACAACAAAAUGGAUGAAGUGUUGCCCAUUUUACAAGAAAAGGCUAAUUCAUCAAUGAUCCAUGCUUUAGGUGUUGCUGCAGUUCGUUUCUUUGAAGCCAUCUUAACAUUGGAUAAAAGUUACCUUCAAUCAACUAUCGAAGCAUUCAAGUAUUCAUCAGCAUUCGCAGACAGUUUAAGACGAAAAUCUUACACAUCAUUCCUUUUCUCGCCCAAUUACAAUGGUUACACCGAUGAAGAGUGUCAUGCUGAAUUGUGUUAUGCCAAAUCACUUCUCCUUUGGGGUUUAGUGACUGUUUUGGAGGAUCAAUCAAUUUAUGGUUUUAUUAAUGGUGCACUAAAGAUUCGUGCCUCACACCAAUCAUACAAAGAGUGUUUGGCCAUUUUAAAGCACAAAAAUACAUGGGAUUCUGAAAUUUCCCGAAUGCACUUUGAAAGUGGAACUCGUCUUGGUAUUGGUGCCUUUGAUUUGGUUAUAUCUUUCUUUCCCACUAAAAUGGCCAAAUUAUUGGAGUUUGUUGGUUUCAAUUCAGACCGGGAUGUAGCUUUGGAAGAGCUCAACAUGUCUGUUAAUUUGGUUGAUGGACUUCUGUACGAUGUUACUUCAAUCCUUUUAUCUGGCUAUUAUGGAUUCUUGGAAUACUUUUACGGUCUUGGUGAAGGUGAUGUUGAAUUUUUCAAUAGAUCAUCAAAAAUAUGGCUUGUUCGUACCCCUGAAUCAGCAAUCGUUAAACUUGGUUUAGGCGUUCGUGAAAAGAUUAUCGGUAAUCCAGAUAAGGCUAUUGAAUAUUAUGUUGAAUGUAUUAAAGGUCAAUCAUUCUGGAGGCAACUCAACUUUGCCUGCUACUGGGAAAUCAUUUGGUGUUAUGCGAUGAAAUGUGAUUGGGAAAAGGCUGCCAAUUAUGCUCGAUUGUUAAAGGAUGAUUGUAAAUGGUCACCAGCCAUGUUUACUUACCUUUAUGCUGUAUUUACCUUUAUGGUUAUGGAGGAAAAUGAUCGUCCCGAUCUUGAACAGGACAUUUCAAAAGCUUUCUUAAGAAUACCUCAAUUAAAACGACGAUUCGGUGGUAAACGAGCUUUCCAUGAAAAGAUCGUUAUUGAACGAUCAAGAAAAUACCAUGAUAAGGUUAAACAAAUGCUUCUACCUCCUUUUGAAUUAUUGUAUAUCUGGAAUAUAUUUAAAAUGAUGGCCAGCAAUCAAAAGCUGAUUCAAGCUUACUUAGACAAAAUUGAUGCCAAGUUAGCCAUUCACAAAAAAUCUAAAGAUGAUCAAAGUAGUCCUCUUGAUGCUUAUUGUUACUUGAAAUUUAUGAAAGGUGUUUGCUACCGACAUCUUAAUCAAUUAGUUAAAUCAAUUGAUUGUUUCACUGAAGUCCUCAAUUGUAAAAAACGAAUCGACGAGGAGACCCACCUUUUACCUCAAUCAGCUUUUGAACUUGGUUUGAUUCAUCGAUCAAUGGGACAAAAUGUUGAGGCCAAGAAAUGGCUUAAAAAAUCACGAGAUGAUUACAGUGGAUACUUAACUGAAACGAUGAUCCAUUAUCGUGUACAAUGUGCCCUAUCAUCGCUCAAACAGUGAUCAAACUAAUUCUAAUUAUUGUAAAUUUAAUAUUGUAAUUUACUUGCUCACUUUAUACUCUUUUUUUCCUCACUUUAUCUUAAUUCUACCUUUAAUUCAAUGACGAAAUGAAAAUUGUAUCAAUUUUAACAAUUAUUUCCACUAUAAUGCUAAUGAUAAUAUUGAUUUAUUAUUAAAUGACAAUAAAA